AUGUUCAAUCAACAACGCGUUCAAACAACUCUUUAUCAACCUCCAGCAACCAUCACUCCUCCAUCUAAUGAAGAUGCUAUAAUCCGCCCUCAGUCAUACGCAACUGUAGUUGGCCCUAAGCCUUCAAAAUUAUCAAGCCAGCCUGUCAAUCCAGAAGCCAUCCAAUUGCUCACUAAUCUGCUGUCAGAGCUCACAGCCGGCUCCGCCAACAUCAGAAACGUUCUCAUCUCUACUCUAAAUGCUCUUAUCCCCCUUCUCCUAUCUCACAAUGUCUGA
Macrosiphum euphorbiae (potato aphid) is the source of this 276-nucleotide messenger RNA. NCBI's taxonomy places the organism in Eukaryota, Metazoa, Arthropoda, Insecta, Hemiptera, Aphididae. The record is from the annotation of a GenBank genome assembly.